Messenger RNA from Notechis scutatus (mainland tiger snake), 3527 nucleotides. It is a transcript of the gene PAICS, whose product is annotated as phosphoribosylaminoimidazole carboxylase and phosphoribosylaminoimidazolesuccinocarboxamide synthase. Lineage: Eukaryota; Metazoa; Chordata; Lepidosauria; Squamata; Elapidae. The record is from RefSeq and is a predicted model, not a curated record.
CAGGUCACUUUCAACAUGGAGAGUGGAGCAGGAAGGCACUGGACUGAGGAGGAGGUUAAAGCCUUGCUAAGCGUCUGGUCAGAAAAAAAUAUCAGAAAGCAACUCCAUGGGACCUUACGGAAUAAAGGGAUAUUUAUUUACAUUGCUAAAAGGCUGCAGGAAUUGGGGAUCUGCAGAGACUGGAAACAGUGUCGGGCAAAGUAUAAAAACCUGAAAUAUGAAUAUAGGACAGUUAAAUAUGCCCACAACUCAGGAGAUGCUACAAAGACUAUGAAGUUCUUCCAUGAGCUGGAUGCCAUAUUGCAACAUAAACCUGUCACCCACUUAACAGAGGAGGAGAACAGCAGGUGUUCAGCCAAUGACAUCAUAAAUGCCACCAAGGAGAACAAUGAAGGUGAAGUCUCGGUUACAUUGGAAGAAGAAGAAGAAGAAGACGAAGAAGCUUCUACCAAUCCACUGCUUUUUAUUUCCCAUUGCAGGCCUAUUGAACUAGGUAAUACAUAUCUGUGUCUUUCUCCCAUCCUACCUGAUGCAGGUAAUCCAACCACAGUAUUAGAUGCUUCCAAAAAUCUCCCCUUCAUUCCUUCUGUAGCAAACGAAGGAGGAAAGCAUUGGACUGUUAAUGAAGUAAGAGCUCUAAUACGUGUCUGGUCAGAAAAGAGCAUUCAGCAACAACUGGAAGGAACAGUGAGAAACAAACGGAUAUUUGAACAUGUUGCUGCUAGACUACAAAAAUUUGGCAUUGACCGGGACUGGAAGCAAUGCAGAACAAAAUAUAAAAAUCUAAAGCAUGAAUAUAAGAGUGUUAAAGAUGCCCAGUACUCAGGCAACACAAGCAAAACAAUGAAGUUUUUCAGAGAAUUGGAUGCUAUUUUGGGACACAAUGCAGAUAAAACAAGCAGAUGCCAUAAUGACUAUGGUGAGAAACCAACAGAAUGGACAAAGACCACAAUAGAAAAAAAAUUAAGAGGUGAAGAGGACUUUAUUAGUAACACUUCUGGAGACACUAAUACAAGGAAAAUACCAAAUGCAGUGAUACACUGCACAGCAGAGAAGGGUAUCUCUGGGCACUUGGGAAAACUCAAUUCCACACUAAGGAGGGAGCAUAUAAAAGAAGAAAUUAUUGAUUCAGUAAUUCAGGAAGACAACAAUUCCAUCAAUAUUAUUCCAGAGUUUUCACACAUAAAGCAAGAACCAAUUGACAUAGAUGAUGAUUCAGUCAGCACAAUCUCAGAGGAUAUACCUGGAUUCUCAGUGUAUAAACAGGCACCUGGGACAGACAAUCAGAUGACCUUGGACGAAGCCCAAAAUCACUUUCGAGUCAUUACAGUCAAUGACACAGGAGCAGGAAAGCACUGGUGUGACAAUGAAGUCAGAGCUCUGAUAAAUAUAUGGUCAGACGAGGAAAUACAACAAAUGCUUGAAGGAGCAACAAGGAAUAAAGAAAUAUUUGAGGAGAUUGCCCGAAGGCUAAUGAAAGUUGGGAUAGACAGAGACUGGAAACAGUGUCGUACAAAAUACAAGAACUUAAAAUACGAAUAUCGAGCGGUGCAGAAAGAAAACAACCAGCCUGGCAGCGCAAACAGGAAGAUGAGAUUUUAUGAUGAAAUCGACUGCAUUUUGAGGAAUCAGCCCUCAGAGGUGCUUACAGAUGUUAUCACAGACCCAAUACCACUGAGAGUCAAGAGGAAAAUGUCUGAAGAAGAACCCUCACCUGUUCAAUUUAAGAAAAGCAUUUCAGAGAAUACAACUGUGCAAUCACAAAGAUGUGUAUCUGAGGGCUUGCAGUCUGUUAUCAAAAACCGAACAUCAUUUUUUGAGAGAUUUUACAAGCAGGAAGAGAGGCUGGAUGUCAGAAGAAAACCACUGGAUGCUGCCCUUCCCCUCCUGCACCAGGCGUCCCGGACCUGCGCUCCCUUCGCCGCCAUGCCUCCGAUACAGUCAGAACUUAAACUGGGCAAAAAAAUAAAUGAAGGAAAAACAAAAGAAGUGUAUGAGUUGCUGAAUUACCCAGGAUGUGUUCUGCUGCAAUCAAAAGACCAAAUAACUGCUGGAAAUGCAGCUAGAAAGAACAUCAUGGAAGGGAAGGCUGCAAUCUCAAAUACAACAACAUCUUGUGUGUUCCAGUUGCUUCAAGAUUCUGGCAUCAAAACGGCUUUUGUGAGAAAACACAGCGAUACAGCAUUUAUGGCUGCUCACUGCGAAAUGAUUCCGAUUGAAUGGGUUUGCAGGAGAAUCGCCACUGGUUCUUUUCUGAAGAGAAACCCUGGUGUUGAAGAGGGCUACAAAUUUUAUCCACCUAAAAUCGAGCUGUUUUAUAAGGAUGAUGCAGCAAAUGAUCCACAGUGGUCUGAAGAGCAACUCAUUGAAGUUAAGUUGAAGCUUGCAGGCCUUGAAAUCGGACAAACGGAAGUAGAUAUCAUGGCACAGUCCACCCGAGCCAUUUUUGAAAUUCUUGAAAAAGCAUGGCAACCCCAGAAUUGUACGCUGGUGGAUUUGAAGGUUGAGUUUGGUGUUAAUGUAGCCACAAAAGAAAUUGUCCUUGCUGAUGUAAUUGAUAAUGAUUCUUGGAGGCUGUGGCCAUCUGGAGAUAGAAAACAACAAAAGGACAAACAGUCUUACCGUGACCUCAAAGAAGUGACGCCUGAAGCACUGCAAAUGGUGAAAAGAAACUUUGAAUGGGUGGCCGAAAGAGUGGAGCUGUUAUUGAAACCACAAACUCCACAAGGCAGGGUAGUUGUCCUCAUGGGUUCCACUUCUGACCUUGGUCACUGUGAAAAAAUUAAAAAGGCGUGUGGCAAUUAUGGUGUGUCUUGUGAAUUACGAGUGACCUCUGCUCACAAAGGACCAGAUGAAACACUGAGGAUCAAAGCUGAAUAUGAAGGGGAUGGGAUUCCCACAGUGUUUGUUGCAGUGGCUGGGAGAAGCAAUGGCUUGGGACCCGUGUUGUCCGGAAAUACUGCUUAUCCAGUUGUCAAUUGUCCUCCUCUCUCACCUGAUUGGGGUGCCCAGGAUAUAUGGUCAUCCUUGAGAAUGCCUACUGGUCUUGGCUGUUCCACAAUUCUUUCGCCUGAAGGGGCUGCUCAAUUUGCUGCUCAGAUUUUUGGGUUGAAUGACCACUGUGUAUGGGCCAAACUGCGAUCCUGCAUCCUGAAUACAUGGAUCUCCCUAAAACAGGCUGACAAAAAGAUGAGAGAAUAUACUUUAUAGAUGAAUUCUAAAAAACCAGUUUCAUUUCCACUUCCAGGCAUAUCAUUCCUAGUAUAAGUGCUAAUGGGAAACUGUUCCUAUUUUAUGAUAGUGUACAGGUGCCCUCUUGUGUUCUAAGCUAUUGUAGACAACUAAUCUUGUGUUUUCUACCAUAAUGUAACUUGAAAGCAGAGUUACGUGCAUUGAGGUAGAAUAGAUCUUACUGAUCUAUGACUGGUUAUUAAAGAGAAAUAUUACCUCUGUCUACUUGUAACCCCGUACAAAAUAUGCCCAUAUGGUGAUUCUAAAAUUUAUAUUAAAGCUAGCAGUGCCAUUAA